AUUGCAUCUUGCAUGCCUGCAGUUUUCCAUGGAUCCUAUCUGCAUUGAAUAUUCCUUAUAAGCUCUGCCUUCACUUGCCCUCACUACUUCUUUCUCUCUCCCCUCUCCACCUCUUUAACCUUCUGCCUUCUACUUCUUCAACUAUGUUCAUUCACAACGUCCACUGUACUCCCGUCUCUUCUUAAAUACGCGCCACAUCCUUCAAUCGAUCCUCCCUCUCACCAACCAUCCUACACUUUUCUCAUCCAUCUCUGUCCCAAUGGCCGACUGCUGGCAACCUCAGCCCUCGUGGACUGGCUCCCACUGGUAUCAAGGCCAGCCAAGUCUACGCUCGUCAACCUUCCGUAACCUGGUGUCUGCCUUUCCCAGACCUAGACAGACUGGCCGAGUGACGAAACCCCGGAGCGCCGGCAACAGCCCGACCCAUACCGGGAGAAGGAGGACGACAGUGUCCAACAGCUCUCCCAUGUACCGUCACCUGCCGACUCAAAACUACCAAGCGCCCUAUGAUCCAGCUCUCCUGGCUGCCGCCUUUCAUCGAAACACGGCCACUCGACCAAUCAGCUGGCACCCGGCAUCGCUAGGGACCGCCACCUACCCGGAGAACUUCCCGACCACGGCUCACAAUGAUAUGGAGGUUAUGGGGAUGGCGUCGCAGCCACUGGAUGUUUCGCCGCCCGUCAUGACGAAUGCGAACAUGUUGCAACCAUACGCGCUCCCGAAUGUCCCGAUGUCGACUGAUGCGUGCUUCCCUGGCAUGCAAUAUACAACCUCCAUUCAACAACCAUCGCUCAUGGGAAUGAGUGAUCCAGUCGCAUGGGACACCAAUGAAGCUCACACGUCGAGCAUCAACCAGCCCAUGUCCGACAACUGGGCCUUCGAUAUGAUGUCCAUGAACAACAGUAUGCCUUCGGCCGACGUGGCGGGAUCCGGGUACGCGAGCGCUCCGUCGUCCGGUUGUUUAUCUGGACCCUCCACCCCCGACUUCCUCCCGAUCCAGCAGCCUGACGAUAACUCUCUCCCAUUAUCUGUCGCCACCGUUCCCAAGCCGAAAGCCGAGGAGGAACUAGUCGGAAUGGGUCUUUACAACCACCCCGAUUCCCUAUUUGAAACUUUUGAAGGUCUUUCGGGCAAAGGCCUCAAGCUAGAGGAGACCUUCACCCCUUCUGCGGAAAACGAGGCGGAUGACACCAAGGACGCUGAGAAUGAGGACGACGACGAACUGGACAUCGGCAAGGAACAAGUUUCGGUUCACAUUCCGCCGUCGGACUCUAAAUUGUACCACCCUGUCAAAUCGGCGGGAAACAUGAUGCACAAAUCAUUCUUCUUCGACGAUGACGACUUCGAUCAGCAAGCUGUUCCCGGAUCUCAGCAGAUCUUCAACCUGGGUCAGCCUUGCAUGAAUUACGGAUAUGGAUGGAUUUGAUCUGUCCGCGCUCAGUCUUUUACCUGCUUCACUUUGUACUUUGAUAUCUUUCAGCGAUGCAUAGCGUGGUGUUUUUGAGUUUUAUGGCGUUACUUUGUAUGAAUGGUAUACCCAAGGAUGGCUGUCUGAACAAUUUUAGCUUUUAGACUCGAGCAUUAGAAACUUUUGAUCAAUGUCACAAGAAAUAACCGAUGACGAAUUCCACUUGAAAAUAGUUCUCAGAUGUUGACGAUGCAGACCCCGAAACAUUCCA
This is a messenger RNA of Aspergillus steynii IBT 23096, 1679 nucleotides long. RefSeq lists its product as uncharacterized. Bases 260 to 1426 code for a protein of 388 amino acids. NCBI's taxonomy places the organism in Eukaryota, Fungi, Ascomycota, Eurotiomycetes, Eurotiales, Aspergillaceae. The transcript has a single exon. The record is from RefSeq and is a predicted model, not a curated record.